UUUAUUUGGGUCAUGUUUAUCGUAACAAGAACAACUACAGUUUACAGUUUACCGCUUUCAACUACUAUACAAAACAUGUUCUAGCUGCAACAACCACCCAAUUAGACAAUAUAGGAUAGCCAUCCGGCAUGGAGUUCGUCUCAGCCCUUCAGGGCAACUUCGACGAUCAGAAACCAUCGCUGUUUGAGCUCCUCUCCGAGCAACAGCUUAACACGCUUCUACCACCGACAUUACGAUAUCUCCUCACAGUCGCGACUCACCGAUACCCACGCUACUUACUACGUGCUCUCAACUCGUUCGAUGAGCUAUACGCUGUUACGAUGCUCAUUGUUGAGCGAUACUACUUAAAAACCCGCGGCGGCAGCUUCACCGAGCAUUUCUACGGCCUGAAGCGAGAGAAGGCCCUGCACGCCGAGAUACCACGCGCCGCCACUCGCACACCAGAGUUGGUGCGAGAACAGCUGAAGAUCGGCGGGACAGACAUAUGGAAGAACCUGGCCGUGAUGGUCGGCAUACCAUACAUAAAGCGAAAGCUGGACGAGAGUCACGAGAUCGAGGCCCCGCGGGCUCUUCUAGGAGCAAACUACACGCGCAUGCCCGCGAACCCGACGCUGAAGCAGCGGUUCCUGCACUACUACAAGUGGUUCAUACGGAACAUCUACCCGAGCGUGCACGCCGCCUACUACUUCGCCAUCAUCGCGUUCAACCUGGCCUACCUGUUCGACAGCUCCAAAUACCACAACCCGUUCAUGUGGCUCAUCGGCACGCGCAUACGCAGGAUGAACGCGGCGGAUUUCAAGGCCAUCGAGGCUCUGGGGAAGCAUAAGGGGGCCAAUGCGGCGGCGCCUGCGGCUACUAGCAUUUUCAACCCGAGGACGAUGGGCCCGAGGCUGUUGGGGAGCUUGUCGUUAUUGCUGCCGACGAGCAUUUUUGCGUUGAAGUUCCUCGAGUGGUGGUAUGCGUCGGAUUUUGCGAAACAGUUGUCGAGGAAGGCGGCUGAAAACCUGGAGUUGCCACCGCCUAUCGUAUCUGGUAUGUCUGCGUUGGGGGCCAAACCAUUGCAGAAGAAGGCUCAGGGGGAGGGCAAGGAGAAAGAUGAGGAACAGCUUAAGGUACCGUUGGCAGAGAACGCGCCGAUAGCCACACCCUCAUUGCUCCCUAUCUUCACCGUGCCUGCUCCUGAAUAUUCCGAGCUAUGUCCUAUCUGCGAGGACGAGAUUACGACCGCGACGGCCUGCCAGACAGGUGUCGUCUACUGCUACGCUUGCAUACAUAAGUGGCAUGAGGGCUCGCAUCCGAGGCAAGAAGAAUUCAUGGCCGACCGCGCGGGCAAAUGGGAGAACGGACAGGGUAGAUGUGCCGUGACAGGACGCCGGGUUCUCGGCGGCACGGAGGGUCUAAGACGUAUCAUGGUUUGAAAGAGAUUUGGGAUCUGGGUUAUAUUGCAUCUGCAUGUGGCAUUGGGUCAGGCACUGGCGUUCUGGGGUAGCAUCCAAAAAGAGCUAUGUGCUAUGGGAAACUUCUGCUACACGCCAUAUGGCACGCCUAGGUAUUCUGGAAUUAUUUAUUAAUAGCUGGCUAGCUGCAAUCAUCAGGGGCCGUUAAACGAGACGACUGUCUAGACUGACCUAUUCCAUUACCGGGGAUAAUGGCCGUCAACUAGAGUCUUUCCUAAUUAUCAGACAUCCCAUCUUAUGGUGAUGUAGGCCGCCGGAAGGGGUCUAUCAGUCAUCUAUGAAGCUUCACUUUAAACCUCGGGUGCUAUCAUACAACAUAUUCAGAAGGCAAUGGACCGAUUAUGUGGGCUAGGCUCAUCUUACUAACAGUGAGAUUAGAGCUACAACAACGAUAUACUUUAAAUAGCAUUGGGACGAGAUC
Messenger RNA from Annulohypoxylon truncatum, 1878 nucleotides. Its product is annotated as Pex12 amino terminal region-domain-containing protein. Bases 129 to 1418 code for a protein of 429 amino acids. The transcript has a single exon. Gene Ontology annotation, biological process: protein monoubiquitination; protein import into peroxisome matrix. NCBI's taxonomy places the organism in Eukaryota, Fungi, Ascomycota, Sordariomycetes, Xylariales, Hypoxylaceae. Gene Ontology annotation, molecular function: zinc ion binding; ubiquitin-protein transferase activity; protein binding. The record is from RefSeq and is a predicted model, not a curated record. Gene Ontology annotation, cellular component: peroxisomal membrane; peroxisomal importomer complex.